Ascochyta rabiei is the source of this 327-nucleotide messenger RNA. RefSeq names its product RNA polymerase III C11 subunit. The coding region runs from base 1 to 327 and encodes 108 amino acids. Gene Ontology annotation, molecular function: zinc ion binding; nucleic acid binding; DNA-directed RNA polymerase activity. NCBI's taxonomy places the organism in Eukaryota, Fungi, Ascomycota, Dothideomycetes, Pleosporales, Didymellaceae. The transcript has 2 exons. Gene Ontology annotation, cellular component: RNA polymerase III complex. Gene Ontology annotation, biological process: termination of RNA polymerase III transcription; DNA-templated transcription. The record is from RefSeq and is a predicted model, not a curated record.
AUGCUGCGCGUCUCGCGCGUGCCCCCCGGCGAUCCCACCAUCGAGCAAUACGUGGGCCAGAACCGCUUCGAGUGCCUGACCUGCCCGUACCACUUCGUCAUCAACAAGCGCUACUACGAGCGCAAGUACCUGAAGAAGAAGGAGGUCGAGGACAUCCUGGGCGGCAAGGGCGCGUGGGACAACGUCGAUAAGACGGAAGUCCAAUGUCCGAAUGAAAAGUGUAGGAAUGAUCGGGCGUAUUGGUAUCAGCUGCAGAUUCGCAGUGCUGAUGAGCCCAUGACGGCCUUCUACAAGUGCACCUCAUGCGCAAAGGAGUGGCGCGAGUAG